Vollenhovia emeryi is the source of this 1457-nucleotide messenger RNA. RefSeq names its product high mobility group protein HMGI-C (gene D1). The record is from RefSeq and is a predicted model, not a curated record. The coding region runs from base 343 to 696 and encodes 117 amino acids. Lineage: Eukaryota; Metazoa; Arthropoda; Insecta; Hymenoptera; Formicidae. Gene Ontology annotation, molecular function: DNA binding. The transcript is spliced from 3 exons.
GAGCGAGCGUAGAGAGAGUGUGCGUACGGUCGUCGGCGGCGAGUAAGGCCCGGCAGUCGGCGUCUCGCGCGAGAGAUACGCUUGCGGUAUACGGUACACGGCACGGCGCGAGGUGACGCGACGCGACGCUACGCGACGUGACGGUGACGUGACCGCGAGACACCACCGAACGCCGCCGCCGCCGCCGCCACGCCACGACGCGCGCUGCCGAUCGGUGACGGGAAGGCUCUCUAUCACCCUUUGUUCCUCGCGGAGCUCGGAGUGCGUGACCCGACGUGUGUGUACGCGCGAUCCAAAUCUCUGUCCGAAUCCGCGACAAGUGAGUGAAUCAGGACAAUAAAUAUGUCAGACGACAAUUCGCCCGUGGUGGAGGAGCAAAAAAAGAAGAGGGGCAGGCCGGCCAAGGCGGACAAGAACGCUGUUAAGGAGCCCAAAAAGAGGGGUAGGCCCGCCGCGGAAAAGAAUAACGCGGUACGCCCCGCCAAGUCUGACAACGAGGACGACGCACCACCUGGACCCGUUAAAAAGGGAAGGGGUAGACCCAAGGGAUCCCACAAGAAGAAGCAAGGACCACCAAAAGGCACAACCACUUCGCCACGCGGUCGCGGUAGACCGAAAAAGACGGAAGAGAAACCCGAGCUCACCGGCGAGGAUGAAGACGAGCAAGAGGAGGAGGAGGAGGAGGAGGAGAAUUGAAGCAUCUCGGGAUGCAAUAGGGGAGGACGAAACUAACACAACAGCUGACUUAUCCUUCGAAGAUUUUUAAAUAGAAAAUCAAUUAUUUCAAUCAAUUCACUUGCGUUUAUUCCGUUUUAAUCCGAUUCAUUUUCGCGCGAGCCUCGUGGCCAAGUGGGCAACUGUCCUCGCCGACUACCGGAGUUCUCUGCCGAACUCCGGUACGCGGUCCGCAUUGCCACGCGCCGACGAGCUUAAAAUGAAACGUUAGAUCAAAAGUUGUGUUACAAAUUCAUUAAGUUCUUUAUAUUUACUUGACAUCGCUAUUAAUGAUAAAUGAAAUCAUACUUUUAAGUAUCGAGUACGUGUAACCUUCUUUAACAGUUAAAAAAAAGACUGGAAUUCUCAAGAUGCAGAUCUCAAAAUAUUUCUUUCAUUUGCCCGAGAAGUGAGGUUUGAUAAACUUUUUAUUAUUAAAACACAUUAAUAUAGAGUAUUGUGUCACAUGUUUGCUACCUCCUUUUCUCCCUCAUCUACAUAUUACGCGAUUCAUGAAGCCAAAAAAAAACACAUACCGAUCUAAUAUUGUAAGAGAUAGAGAAAGAUAAACGGAAAAAAAAAUUUCUUGUAUGUAACAUAUGCAGGGAUUAUUCUUUUCUAAUUAACACAUAACUACAUUUUCUUAAUGAAUAUUAAUGUAUAUUACUGUCGUUUUUGAGGCAAGCAUAUGUGUGAAUGUCAAAUUUGUAUUAAAGUAAAUAAACUCAAAGUACUCUUAUUAA